Messenger RNA from Caenorhabditis briggsae, 1734 nucleotides. The coding region runs from base 1 to 1734 and encodes 577 amino acids. The transcript has 6 exons. Gene Ontology annotation, biological process: negative regulation of gene expression. Lineage: Eukaryota; Metazoa; Nematoda; Chromadorea; Rhabditida; Rhabditidae. The record is from RefSeq and is a predicted model, not a curated record. Gene Ontology annotation, cellular component: cytoplasm.
AUGGCGCGGGAACUGAAUGGUCUCUACUUGUCGAAUCCAUCAAUGGAUUCUCAACAACACCAAAGAGCGUUCUCACUUCACGACUUCCCGCCAAUUUCAGUUCCCGCCAACUUCGCAGCCCCAUCUCUAUUUGAUACUGCUCGUGCUGGUGCUCUUAACUACCAAAAUAAUUACAACGGAUACGCUGGCCAAGGUGGCUAUUACGGUGGACCAGCAAUGCAAGCACAACCAGCAAUCGAAGUGCAGCACAGCGUAAAAGGCUAUGGUCUCCUUACCUGGCUCUCUUCAAAAGCUGGUGUCAUCACAAAUGCAAAUAAAACAACCGUUUCCUUCCAGCUGAAAGAAUUCUGUGAUCAGGGAGUUAACGAUCUCACCCAAGUCCUUCGUGUGGGUUUCACUCUCAAGUACCACGCACUGAAGGCCGAUGGCGAGCAGUACACCGCCACCCAAGUCAGCCCAGUAUUCGGAGCAGAAGCUGAUGAGAUUUUCGACAACGCUCCGGAGAUCGACUUGCAGUCAAAAAAUCCAACACCAGUCAAUGCGAAAGAGUCAUAUGCGCCAGAUUUGGAGUUCUGCGCCUACGGUGCUUUGUUGGGAACUUUUCAACGUCAAGGAACACACAAGUUGCAGUUGAGCAACCUCCACUCGCACAUCUCAAAUCAAGGAGAUGAAAAACUCUUCCGCUACGUUGGAAGCUCUUCCAUGAAGCGGAGAAACUUCAUCGAGCGCCGUACUCAUGUAUUUCAUCUCACAAACGAUGACUCCAUUUAUCUGCAGCAUCCAGCUAUCUAUCAAGCCGUGUAUCUCCUCUCGACCUAUCUUCUCCGUCGAGGUGGUGUUGUAUCAAUCCAAUCGUUGUUUGACUACUUCAACAGUGACUCAGUCGAGAAGAGUGUACGAGACUGUAUCGGAUACGACAAUGGAUCCUUCUUGACUCUACUCAGCAGCCACAACUUUGCAUUCGCGGUGUUCCCAAACAGAACCUACGUUUCUGCUCGCCGCAAUCUCCCAAACUACGACUAUCCGGGCUUCAUCAAUCAAUUCUUCCCAAGUAUUUUUGGAAUGAACAACAGAUCGUCCUAUGAGCACCAACAAAUUCCACGUGGAAUCCAGAGAACAAUGUCGGUUCCAAUGGGAGAUGGCUAUGGAAUGGGAAGACAACAUAACGGAUACAUGCACCGCAGAGCAGCCCAUCCAUGGGGUAACCAAUGCAGCCAACCAAAUGGAAAUCGACCAAUGUCUUUGAUGGAUUCACAUCUUGUAUCUCCACAUCUUGAAGAUCACUGGAACACCGGCUCAAACAUGGGACUCUGGUCGAAUGGUGGACUCAACACCAUCCACUCGUCUCGUGUUGGAUCUCCAGGCGGUGACUCUUACUCCGAUCAUACUGUAACUUCCGAGUUGGGAAAUCUAAAGCAUUUGAGACUGAAUACCACAAAAGCUAGCACUGGAACCCAAGUGGGUGUAUCAGUAAUUGGUCAAAUGGCAUGCGUUUGUCACUGCAAAUGUGGACGUGGAAGCAUUGGACCAAUCGGAACAUCACUUGCAGCACUUCCAGAGAUCUCUCCAGAAGUUAACAAUCUCGGAUUCAUGGGAAACCGCCCACUUAGCAUCUCUACCGCCAGCUCAGAAGAAACACAACUACCAACCACCGACAGCUACAACUUGUUCAGUGGUCCAAAUGACUUCCUCUCUGGGAGCAUGGACUCUCUUCGUUUGAGCAUUUUCAAUUAA